CUGGUGGCCAAUCGGCGCGGUGGCCAGAAUCUGAUCUACAAGGGUCACAUGUACUCGGUGGAGCGCAAGUACCAUGCCAGCAUCAAUUGGGUGUGUACCAAGAACAGCAAUCUCAUGAUCCGUUGCCCCGCGCGCUGUGUGACCAACACGAAUGACAGUAGCAUCAGGCUCAGUCACAGAUCCCACAACCAUGCCGCCAAUCUGUUCAAGGUGCACAAGCCCAGGCAGUUUACACGCGAGCGCCGCCGGCAUCGCCAGAGUGUUCCCUAGUCUUAAUUCCUAAACUAAGUCUUAGAUUUUUAAGCCUGCAAUCUACGCAUAACCGAAACCAUGUUCUGCACUCAUCUCACUAACCACAGCCCCCCGUCUCUUAACUCUACUUGCAUGCAGCCGCU
Molecule: messenger RNA, 395 nt
Organism: Drosophila subobscura
Lineage: Eukaryota; Metazoa; Arthropoda; Insecta; Diptera; Drosophilidae
Exons: 1
Coding region: 49-270 (73 amino acids)
Source: RefSeq, a predicted model, not a curated record